Molecule: messenger RNA, 1380 nt
Organism: Candida albicans SC5314
Lineage: Eukaryota; Fungi; Ascomycota; Pichiomycetes; Serinales; Debaryomycetaceae
Gene: BUD22
Product: Bud22p
Exons: 1
Coding region: 1-1380 (459 amino acids)
Biological process (GO): maturation of SSU-rRNA
Cellular component (GO): nucleus; 90S preribosome
Source: RefSeq, a predicted model, not a curated record
AUGAAGACGAACAAUUAUAUGUGGAAACUUGAUUUGUUAGAAUCCAAGUUUAAUAAAUCUACACCCAGAUUUCCUCAUACCAAAAAAUUAUUAAUUGCAAGUAAUCACAAUCACAAAUUAUUAAAAAAAAUUCCUAAAUCACCAGAGGAUGCCCAAGUAGAAAUUGAAAAAAUAAAAUCAGAUAUCUUUCAAAAGAAAUAUCAUUCGGCAUAUUCAAAAUUAGCCAAGGAAGUGGAGAAAAAGACUAUCCCGGUGGACGAUAAAGAAUUUGUAUCAAAAUUGAUAACUUCAAAGCUAAUAAAAAUAAUUCAAAGUGCAUGUUUAAACUCCAAAGAAUUGAAAACGAAUCCUCCAACAUAUAUUGGACAGCAUCUUCGAGAAAUUGUAAUUGACAAAUCAAAUGAAUGUAACCCUUCGAGUUUUUAUAUCACUUUUUGUCAAAACGAUAAGGCAGUGAAUAAUUUUGUCGCCAAUUUAUGGAAUAAUAAGAAUGUAAAGAAGAUAUUGGAUGAAAUUGAAUGGUCAUUUAGAGUUGUUCGUGGAAAUUUGACAAGACAAGAAAAGGACUCUAGAAUUAAAGCUACUGGUAGUAAGGUGGAUUUGAAGGACAAUGAAGAUAGUGAUGAGGGAGAAGAAGACGAUAGUGAAGAUGAACACAAAUCUUUGGAUUUGGAAGAUGCUUAUGACAAGUUUGCAAUUUAUGACAAGGUAGACAAUGGAUCAGGAGGUGAGGAACAACAACCAGAAUUAGAUCCUAAUGUAAACUAUAAUGAGGUAACAGAUGAAGAGCCUUCAGAAGAGGAGUCAAGCGAAGACUCAUCGGAUGACUUUUUCGAGGAUGAACCACCAAAAAAGAAACAAAAACAGAGCCAAGAUAGUGGGAAAUCAUUCAAUCUUCCUCAACUUGCCUCUGGUUAUUUUUCAGGGGGUUCUGAUGACGAAGAAGACGAUGCAGAUAACGAUAAAGUAGUAAAGGAAAUAACUACACAGAGAAAGAAUCGAAGGGGUCAAAGAGCAAGACAAAAGAUAUGGGCCAAGAAAUAUGGUAAAGAAGCAAAACAUGUCAAGAAGAAUCAAGAAAUACUUGCCAGCGAAAGAGAACGUAGACAAAUGGAGUUUGAAGAAAGACAACGUAAACGUGAGUUAAAGGCAAAAUUAUUAGCUGAGAAACAACAAACUGGUGCUAACUCAUUACCACUUGGUGAGAGAAAACCUACUACCAGCAACACUGCCAGUACCAUACCGCAGCUGCUGCUGGUCUCUACUAACUCUGUUGCAACAGAGGAAAAAUCCAUCCAUCCAUCCUGGGAGGCAAAGAGAUUGGAAAAGGAAAAACUCAAGAAUGUUAAAUUCCAAGGUAAAAAAGUUGUUUUUGAUUAG